CAAGCUCCCGCCCUCCCUCCUUCCUUUUCCGCUGUAGGACGUUAACGUGCCUAAAGGUGCUCGGUUCUUCACCAGAAGCUAAGGCCCACAAUCCGGCGACUAGCACCGUCUAAUUUAGGCAUCCAACGCGAGAAACCCCAAAUCUACCAUCUACAAUGGCCUCCGUGUCCGAGCUCGCCUGUAUUUACUCCGCUCUGAUCCUCCACGACGAUGAAGUCACCGUCACCGAGGACAAGCUGAACGCUCUGAUCAAGGCGGCAGGAGUCACUGUGGAGCCUUUCUGGCCAAGUCUCUUCGCCAAGGCUCUUACCAGCGUCGACAUCGGCAGCCUGAUCUGCAACGUCGGAGCCGGAGGUGGAGCUCCAGCUGGAGCCCCCGCUGCUGGAGCUGCUGCUGCUGGUGACGCCCCAGCCAAGGAGGAGGAGAAGAAAGAGGAGAAGAAGGAAGAGUCCGAGGAGUCCGAUGACGACAUGGGCUUCGGUCUCUUCGACUAAAACGUCUGUUUUUCUAAGAAAACACAAUAAAACUACAAAAAUGA
Messenger RNA from Larimichthys crocea (large yellow croaker), 538 nucleotides. RefSeq names its product ribosomal protein lateral stalk subunit P1 (gene rplp1). Gene Ontology annotation, molecular function: protein kinase activator activity; structural constituent of ribosome; ribonucleoprotein complex binding. The coding region runs from base 156 to 494 and encodes 112 amino acids. Gene Ontology annotation, biological process: cytoplasmic translation; translational elongation. The record is from RefSeq and is a predicted model, not a curated record. Gene Ontology annotation, cellular component: cytosolic large ribosomal subunit; ribosome. Lineage: Eukaryota; Metazoa; Chordata; Actinopteri; Sciaenidae. The transcript is spliced from 4 exons.